This is a messenger RNA of Parathielavia appendiculata, 1314 nucleotides long. RefSeq lists its product as uncharacterized. Gene Ontology annotation, biological process: mitochondrial proton-transporting ATP synthase complex assembly. Gene Ontology annotation, cellular component: mitochondrial inner membrane. NCBI's taxonomy places the organism in Eukaryota, Fungi, Ascomycota, Sordariomycetes, Sordariales, Chaetomiaceae. The transcript has 2 exons. The record is from RefSeq and is a predicted model, not a curated record. The coding region runs from base 48 to 1118 and encodes 356 amino acids.
AUCCAACGCCGACAUCCGUCUUGCAGUUGCGACGCCCUGUUUGCACUAUGAUUACACGGACGGGCAUCCGGAUAGUCUUUCGGCCAGCGACUUGCUUCCUCUGUCAAUGGCGCACAUUUAGCGUAUCCUACCGGCAAUUGGCCGACAAGCCGCCGGGGCCGCCCGCCGGGGCCGCGACCAGUUCGAAACAGACACCCGGCCCAUCUCCGGGCCCGGCCGGGAGUGGUGAUGCAGGCCUCGCGGAGGGUCCGCUCGCCCAUGCACCCCGAUCAUUUGGCAAGAAGCUUACCGAGUUUACGCCAACACCGCUGGCAAGGCCAAUUGGCAUGAACUACCCCCCAAGCGCCGGCGAGAACACGGGCAAGGAUAACCGAACGCUCAAAGAGCGCCACGCGGACUUCACCAACUACGAGAAGCACCUGAAGCGCCGAGAGUACCUCAAAAACAAAAUCUCGCGCCCCUACUUCCGCGACUGGCGCAACCUCCAGUUCCACGAAGGCAAGACCUUCCUCUCGCCGCCGCGCCCCUUCCGCGCCGACCUCUCCCUCUACUUCCCCAACCUACACGGCCGCACCCUUGCCAAGUCCCCAUCCGCCAAGGCUGCCGACACGACCCCUCUCCUGGAAGGCCGCGCCUCGGUCGUCUCCGUAUUCAGCGGCAUGUGGGCCGAGAACCAGGCCAAGUCGUUUACCGCCCCUGACCAGAACCCGGCGCUGCACGAGGUGGUCCGGACCAGCGGUGGGCGCGCGCAGCUGGUGCAGGUCAAUGUCGAGGAGGACAUGCUCAAGGCGUGGCUGAUCCGGCUGUUUAUGGGCUCUCUGCGCCGGCGGAUCGGCAGGGAGAACUGGGACAAGUACUUUAUCGUGAGGAGGGGCAUUUCGGACGAGAUUCGCGAGUCGAUUGGCUUGUUGAACGGCAAGGUCGGGUAUACCUAUCUGGUUGACCACCAGUGCAGGAUACGUUGGGCCGGCAGUGGGACUGCAGAGCCCGAGGAGAGAGAGGGGUUGGUGAAGGGGGUGCGGAGGAUACUGAGCGAGAUAGAGAAGGAAGGGGUCGUGGAGCAUUUUGUUCUGAAGCCAGUCGCGAAGAAAGUGGUCGAGAACGUGGCUGAGAAGUAGCUCAUGGUAUGGGCGACUUGGUCGAGUUUCGUGAUACCCAUGGUCUUGUUGAAUAGAACGCCGCCACUCAUCCUUGCUUUGUGUAAAAGCGAUAUAGGUGGUGAUGUACGUUAGAAAUGCGUUUCUUUCUGCGGCUGUGCCUAGCGAUAACCAUCCAGCCGUUCCCCAAACUCCUUAAACGCCGACCUAGCCAUGC